Molecule: messenger RNA, 4473 nt
Organism: Candidozyma pseudohaemuli
Lineage: Eukaryota; Fungi; Ascomycota; Pichiomycetes; Serinales; Metschnikowiaceae
Gene: SDA1
Product: Sda1p
Exons: 2
Coding region: 1-4473 (1490 amino acids)
Biological process (GO): DNA-templated transcription initiation; transcription preinitiation complex assembly; ribosomal large subunit biogenesis
Cellular component (GO): nucleolus
Molecular function (GO): TBP-class protein binding
Source: RefSeq, a predicted model, not a curated record
AUGGCUGCCGUGCAGAGAGUAAAGCGAUGCCCCGGCUGCCACCAUACCAAGUUCAUCCAGGACAUGCUGGCCCUGCUGGGUGACCUUUCCUGUGAAAACUGUGGUAUGGUCCAGGAAGAGAACCCCAUUAUAUCCGAAGUCCAGUUUGGUGAAUCCUCCACUGGUGCUGCCAUGGUGCAGGGUGCCAUGGUCGGUGCUGAUCAGGUGAGAGCAAACUUCAGUAUGAGAAAUGCCAUGGAGCUGAGAGAACAGACGCUUCUUAGUGCCAAGCUGAAAAUCAAGAAAUUGGGAAGCGCCAUGAAGAUUCCCGAGUACAUUUUGGAGUCCGCAAGCGGCUGGUUCAAGCUUGCGUUGGUGCAGAACUUUGUCCAGGGUCGUCGUUCCCAGAACGUGAUCGCCGCCUGCUUGUACGUGGCGUGUCGUCACGAAAAGACCCACCACUUGUUGAUCGACUUCUCCUCGAGGCUCCAGAUCUCGGUAUUCUCGCUUGGUGCCACGUACCUCAAGCUCGUGAGAGCUUUGCAAAUCCAGAAACUCCCGCUUGCCGACCCUUCCCUAUUUAUUCAACACUUUGCCGAAAGACUAGAUUUUGGUGACCAGACAGCCAAAAUCUGCAGAGACGCUACGAAACUUGCUCUGACGAUGGCCAAGGACUGGAUCUACGAGGGAAGACGGCCCGCCGGUAUCGCCGGAGCGUGCCUUAUGCUUGCGGCCAGAAUGAACGAUCAGAGAAGGUCCCACGGUGAAAUCGUGGCCAUUGCUCGUGUGGGCCAGGAAACCAUCCAAAAGAGACUUAGCGAGUUUAGCAAAACGCAAUCUGGUGCCAUGACGCUUUCGCAGUUCCGUGAGUCGGAGGGCACUGAAUCUUCGCUUCCACCCUCCUUCACUCAAAACCGUAGAAUCGAGCUGAGAAUCCUGAGCAUCUUGAGCCAGCGGUCCCGUGUUGUCAAGCAGUAUAAGAAACUCGCAAGCCGAAACAAGUUGUUUGACGUUUUGUUUGAGCAGGAAACCGAUAAGAGGCCUGUGCCAAAGCUGGAAUCUAAUUCAGAUAUCGCAGCUCAGAAGUCUGAAGAGAGCGACAAGGAGAACACUAGGCAGGGCACGCCGAAGGACAGUGAAGAAGCAGCCGCUACAAACGAGAACAAUGAGGAGGAAGGCGAAAGCGAGGUCGACAAAGAUGCUAAUGAAACGAAUGAGAAGAGCCAAGAAGACAAUGCUGAAGGAGAAGCUGAUGCUUCAGCUAAAGCCAACGGCGAGAACGAUGGCGAAAACAAUGAAACCGCAAAUGGUAAUGAGGACGACGAAGAUGACGAAGACGAUGAGAUCUUCGACCUCUUACCUGAUGAUGACCCUCCACCACAGCCCAAGGAGGAUCAGCCCUACAAACCCACAACUAAAAGACUUUCAGGCCUUCGAACGGACUUUGGUCUCCGAAACCGCCUCCUGCGACCCACCUACGACGACAACUCCUUUGAAAAAGAGUAUGAUGCCUUGCCUGCAAAGCACGCUAGCCGUAGGAGACGUUCUACUACCGCCAGCGUGGUCAAGAAAGACGGUUUGUUGAGGUCAGUGUUGGCUGGAGGAGACCUCACAGAGAAAGAUGUGGAAACAGCCUUGGAAAUGAUAUGGAAGAAUCAGCAAAAGACGCUUCAGCAGUCACUUUAUCAAAUUCCGCUGGAAAGUGAGGCCAGGAGCCUUUUCGUCCCAGAGGAGGAGGGCCCUGAAUUUUCACCAACUCCUGAGGAAGUUAAUAGGGAUGAGGAGAGGCUAGCUAGGCAGAUCGAGCUCAACAGACCCAGAAACUUGCUCAAGAACUUGCCUACCACGGAUUCUCUUCUUAGCAAGGUCUCGGAUGACCCUAAUUUGGGUGAUGACGAAGACGAUGACGAAGUUGAUUUCAUGCUUCUCACUAAGGAGAUGAGCGAAAGUAAAGAGAAGAUCUGGACUUCUCUCAACUACGAGUUCUUGAUCGCUCAGGAAAAGCGUGUUUUGAAACAGGCAGCUGAUGAAAUUGCUGGAAACACUUCGGGUCAGCAGCGCAAGAGGAGAAGAAUCAAGGACACUUCAAUGCAUCCAGUUUUGAACGAUGCUGCGGUUGCAAAUGCCAUUAGUCUGAUAGGCGAGGACGGGAAAACCUCUACGCCUGCAGAUAGUGCCAAGCAAAUGUUGCAGGGUAAGGCAUUUUCCAAGAAGAUCAACUACGACUCUAUUGGAUCACUUUUCCGAAGCGCAGCUGCCGCUGAAUCGUCGAAAAUGGGCAAAAAGAGAAGAGCCGCUAUCCUUCCGACCAACAUUAUUUUGUUGCAGAAUGUCGUCCGCAGAGACCCUGGCUCGUACCAUGAGGAGUUUCUCCAACAGUAUUCCCACUAUGAGUCGUUAAGAGACAUUUUCUUGAUGAACCCCACGCCCGACCAAGGAACAGAGUUUGGGGAGCUCAUUGGCUUCGUUUCGGCGGUUUGUAACUGCUACCCUAAGGAGACAAAGGACUUUCCCGAGGAACUCAAGAAUAUUCUUCUCAACAAUCACAGAGACUUGACUCCCGAGCUCCGAGAGAAGAUCAUCCAGUGUCUUACCAUGCUUAGAAACAAGGGCAUCAUCACCGCUGAAACCUUGAUUGCCACACUCUUCCCCCUCUUACGUGCAUACUCCAGUUCGUCUCAGAACGCAUCCACCAGUUCUCAAAACGCCAAAGCUGUCAGACGUCAGAUCUACAGCACGCUUAUCUCGCUUUUGAAGUCUAUGAACACCGGUGCUAAGAAUCAAAAGAUCAACAGAACCACGCAAGCGUUGCUUUUUGAGUUGCUUGAUCAAAGAGACUCCCAGGGUUUCUGGGCUACCAAACUCACUAGAGAGCUCUGGAGAAGAGGUAUUUGGGACGACUCUAGAACCGUCGAAAUCAUGACUCAAGCUGCAUUGCAUCCUGACAUCAAGGUCAGUACGUCCGGUGCCAAAUUCUUCCUUGGUGCCGAUAAGGAAAGACAGGAGAACUUUGAAAACGACCUGUCUGACGAAGAAGGGUUCGAUAUGGGCGCUUUGAAGCACAAGAUGCAGAUUAACAAGAAGUCGUCCAAGAGAAGCAAGAAGAUGGAGCAGGCCAUGAAGUCGAUGAAGAAGAAGAACAGCAAUAAGGGUUUGGCCACAUACUUGAACUUUUCUGCCAUUCACUUGCUUCGAGACCCCCAGGGUUUUGCUGAAUCCCUCUACGACACGCACAUGAGUAACAAGGCCGCCAACAAGUACGACUUGGAGCACAAGAUCUUGUUCAUGAACCUUGUAUCGAGACUUAUUGGUACGCAUAAGCUUACAGUUUUGGGUAUCUACUCAUUCUUCCUCAAGUACUUGACGCCCAAGCAGAGAAAUGUCACGCAAAUCAUGGCUGCCUCUGCCCAAGCCUCUCACGACUUGGUCCCCCCAGAGAACAUCAACUCUGUUGUGCGCAAAAUCGCCGAUGAGUUCGUCAGUGACGGUGUUGCAUCUGAAGUCGCUGCCGCUGGUAUCAACACCAUCAGAGAGAUUUUGGCUCGUGCACCUCUAGCCAUUGAAGCUCCUCUCUUGCAAGACUUGGUGGAGUACAAGGGCUCCAAGGCCAAGAACGUCAUGAUGGCUGCUAGAUCACUCAUCACGUUGUACAGAGAAGUUGCUCCAGAAAUGUUGCAGAGGAAGGACCGUGGUAAGACCGCUUCUAUGGAGCUUCAGCAUGGAGAGAAGAAGGGGUUGCCGCAGUUUGGUAUCGAAUCCACCACCACCUCUAUUCCUGGUAUUGAGCUCUUGGCCAAAUGGAGAAAGGAGCAAGGUUUGGAGGACGAUGAGGACAAGGACGAAAACUGGGAGGUUGCCGACGAAGACAGUGAUCUGGAUGUCGAAGGUGACUGGGUCAACGUUGAAUCUGAUAAGGAGAUUGAUAUUUCCGACUCUGAGGAUGAAAAGAAGGAUGAGAAGGACGACGAGGAUGAGGACUCUGAUCUUGAACUUUCUGAUGACGAAGAAGGUGAGAAGGAUGAAGCUGGUGCUCCUUUGAAGAAGAAGGCUAAGAUCGCCAAUGCCAAGGCAGAGGAGGCACUUGCUGCUGAAAAGGCCAUGACAGAGAUGCUUUCCAGCAGAAUCCUUACACCUGCUGAUUUCGCCAAGCUUGAAGAAUUGAAGGCUCAGGCUGGUGUUGAGAAGAUUCUCGGUAAGCAGCACAACGAAGAGGAGGUUGAUCUGACUACGUUGGUUGGUAAGGUCAAGUACAAGCAGCUCAGAGAGGAGAGAAUUGCCCAUGCCAAGGAAGGAAAGGAAGACAGAGAGUUUGGUUCCAGAAGAGGCAAGAGAGAGGCACCUCAUUCUACUACAAACAAGGAGAAGGCAAGAAAGAAGAACUUUAUGAUGAUGAUUCACAAGAAGGCUGUCCAGGGCAAGCAGAAGAUGUCUCUCAGAGACAGACAGAAGGUGUUGAGGGCACACAUCACGAAGCAGAAGAAAAAGGGACUUUAG